AUGACCAACCAAUCUGUUGUAGUCGUCGGCGCAGGCCCUGUUGGCCUUUUCACAGCCUUGAUACUUGCUCAGAAUGGAAUCAAGGUGACCGUGAUUGAGGCAGAUGAAGGAAUUUCCCGUAGUCCACGAGCCGCAGUACAGCUCCCUUGCGUUAACCUCGAAUUCGCCAAGGCUGGAAUCAUCGAGGAGGUUUUCGAGUAUGGAUGUAAAAGCAAGCAUGGAUACUCUUGGCGAGAUGGAUACGAUACAACAAAAGUCCUCGCAGACUUCACGCCUCCACCAUCCGAUAAUCCCAAUCUCUGCGCAGCCAUGAUAGGGCAAGACGUCUUGUCGCAGAUUUUCCUCAAGCAUUUGAUCAAUACAGGAAAUGCGGAGAUCAUCUUCAACCACGCCUUCACUCGUGUUGAAGACCAUGGUGAUUCAGUUACCGUUCACGCUCGGCGUGUACUUGAUGAUCAGGAGCUCAGCUUCAACUGUAGGUAUGUCGUCGGAGCUGAUGGUGGCAAGAGUUCGGUUAGAAAGUGUAUGGGCCUGUCUCUCGAAGGCUACACCUGGCCAGACAUACGACUCAUUGCGGUCAACAUCCUCUACGACCUUGAAAAGUUGGGCUGGAAACAUGGUAACUUCAUCGUACAUCCUGAGGAUUGGGCUAUCGUUGUAAAACGAGGACCAAGAAACUUGUGGAGGGUUGCAACCAGCGUUCCAUUUGCUCAAGGCGCUGAUGGGGAGCCUAUUACUGACAAGGCUGUCUUCCCCGUCAUCAAAGAGAGACUUGCUAGGAUCUUGCCAGGUAACACUGAUGAGAUCAUCUACCUACAAACAGCUCCGUACACGAUUCAUCAGCGUUGCGUAUCGAAAUAUCGCGUUGGUAAUAUUAUGCUCGCCGGCGAUGCUGCCCACCUCAACAAUCCCGUCGGUGGACUUGGACUGACUACGGGUUUACUUGAUGCCGCUCAUCUGGGCAAAGCUUUAACGCAGGUUCUGAAUGAGAAUGCCCCAGAAACAGUACUCGAUGAGUACGCAAAGGCCAGGCGUGAUGUCUAUAAGAACGUCACGGAUCCAUUAUCGACUGCGAACCUGUUGAGACUGAAGUCUACUGCUCCUGAAGACGUUGCAACGAGGGAGGCGUUUUUCAAGAUGAUGAAUGAUCCGAAUGAGAAAGGCCAGUUGUUUGCUCAUAUGGCGAAGGAGAUGGGGUUAUCGACUACCUUGCAUAUGAAGGAUUUGGGGCCAAUGCCACAGCUGUGA
Messenger RNA from Fusarium oxysporum Fo47, 1248 nucleotides. Its product is annotated as FAD-binding monooxygenase. The transcript is spliced from 3 exons. Bases 1 to 1248 code for a protein of 415 amino acids. The record is from RefSeq and is a predicted model, not a curated record. Lineage: Eukaryota; Fungi; Ascomycota; Sordariomycetes; Hypocreales; Nectriaceae. Gene Ontology annotation, molecular function: FAD binding.